Varanus komodoensis (Komodo dragon) is the source of this 3039-nucleotide messenger RNA. RefSeq names its product vomeronasal type-2 receptor 26-like. NCBI's taxonomy places the organism in Eukaryota, Metazoa, Chordata, Lepidosauria, Squamata, Varanidae. Gene Ontology annotation, cellular component: membrane. The transcript has 6 exons. Gene Ontology annotation, biological process: G protein-coupled receptor signaling pathway. Gene Ontology annotation, molecular function: G protein-coupled receptor activity. Bases 1 to 3039 code for a protein of 1012 amino acids. The record is from RefSeq and is a predicted model, not a curated record.
AUGGUUAAUGACAAUGGUGAAAAAUUCAAGCAAAUUGUCCUUCCGAUAUUUUCCAAAAGAGGGAUCUGUUUUGCAUUUAUAGAAAGAAUCCUCCCACGCACCUACAUCAGUAAACUUAAUGACAUUUUUGAAAAAGGUGCAGAAAUAUAUGAUAAACUAGUGGACAGCAAAGCCUAUGUAGGGGUGGCCAAUGGAGAAUCAUAUUCCUUUGCACUACUUAGAUGGCUAAAGUAUUUUCUAGAACUGAACAUGAAAACCAAAGUUAAAGGAAAGGUAUGGAUAGCCUCAGAACACAUGGAGAUCAAUGCAUUUGUCUAUCAAAGGAAUUUGGAGACGGGGAUAUUCCAUGGUGUUCUGUCCUUGAGGAUUCGCUCCAAUGAUGUACCAGGAUUCCAAUCUUUUGAGGAGAGCAGAAAUACAAUCAGCACAAAAGAAGAUGAUUUUCUUAGGAUCUUUUGGCAGCAAGCUUUUGUCUGUCUUUUCCCAACUUCAUUAGCAGUGGAUGUGGAAGAGGAGAUCUGCACUGGGAAGGAAAGGCUUGAGAGCCUUCCUGGAUCUUUCUUCAAGAUGAGCAUGACUGGCCACAGGUACAGCAUCUACAAUGCAGUCUAUGCUGUGGCCCAUGCUAUGCAUGCCAUGUCCUCAUCUGAAGUCCAACACAGGCCAAUGGUGAAAAUUAAUGGACAGAAGUUUAGGAAUGAAGAGCCAUGGAAGCUUCAUCAGUUUCUUAGAGGUGUCUCAUUUAAUUACAUUGCUCAGAACAAGGUUUCCUUCAGUGAGAAAAGGGAGGUCAUAGCUGAUUUUGAUCUCAUCAAUUGGAAGUUCUUUUCCAAUGAAUCGUUUCUCCAUGUGAAAGUUGGAAUGAUCAAUCUUGAGGCUUCUACAGGACCAACACUUGCCAUUGAUGAGGAGGCCAUCUCGUGGCAUCACUGGUUUAAUCAGCUCAUAUAUGGUGUGGCUCCAGUCAUGAAUAAGACUCCAGGACUUCCCUUCUAUCAGAUGGUUCCUCAUGAAACUCUGCAGUAUGAGGGGAUACUCUCUUUGCUCCUACAUUUCAGCUGGACGUGGAUUGGACUUGUUUUUGUGGAUAAUGACAAUGGAGAAAGAUUCUUACAAACUGUUUUUCCAACUUUUUCCAAAAGAGGUGUCUGUUUUGCCUUCAUUGAAAAAAUCCCCCCACACACCUACAUCAGUAAUCUUAAUGACAUUUUUGAAAAAGGGGCAGAAAUAUUUGAUAGACUAGUGGACAGCAAAGCUAAUAUAGUAGUGGCCCAUGGAGAAUCAUAUUCCUUUGCACUGUUUAGAUGGCUAACAUAUAUUCCUGAAGUGGAGAACAGGACAAGGAAACUAAAAGGCAAAGUAUGGAUAAUCUCAGCCCACAUGGAGAUCAAUGCAUUUGUCUAUCAAAGGAAUUGGGACACAGAAAUAUUCCAUGGUACUCUGUCCUUGAGGAUUCACUCCAAUGACCUACCAGGAUUCCAAUCAUUUGAGGAAAGCAGAAGUCCAAUCAGAACAAAAGGAGAUGAUUUUCUCAAGAUCUUUUGGCAACAAGCUUUUGGCUGUCUUUUCCCAAGUGCAGUGGCAGAGAAUGAGGAAGAGGAGAUCUGCACUGGGAGGGAAAGACUGGAGAGCCUUCCUGGAUCUUUCUUUGAGAUGAGCAUGACUGGCCACAGCUACAGCAUCUACAAUGCAGUCUAUGCUGUGGCCCAUGCAAUGCAUGUCAGGUCCUCAUCUGAAACCAAGCACAGGGUGAAGAAGUUUGGAAAUGAAGAGCCUUGGCAGCUCCAUCAGUUUCUUAGAGGUGUCUCAUUUAAUAACAAUGCUCAGAACAAGGUUUCCUUCAAUGAGAAAGGGGAGAUGGUGGCUGGAUUUGAUGUCAUCAAUUGGAAGUUCUAUUCCAAUGAAUCCUUUCUCCGUGUGGAAGUUGGAAGGAUUGAUCUUCAGGCUUCUCCAGACCACUCACUCACCAUUAAUGAGGAAGUCAUCACAUGGCACCACUGGUUUAAUCAGACACGGCCACUUUCUGUAUGUACUGAGAGUUGCCUUCCAGGUUCCAGCAAGAAAGUGAAGGAGGGGGAGCCGUAUUGCUGCUACGAUUGCAUCCCAUGUCCAGCCAGGAAGAUCUCAAGUCAGAAGGACAUGAAUGAUUGCAAUCCAUGCUCAGAAAAAGAGCAUCCAAGCGAGAAUCGGGAUUUCUGUCUUCCAAAGACCAUAACCUUUUUGUCUUAUGAAGAAGCUUUGGGGCUCACAUUAGCAAUCCUUGCUCUUGCCUUUUCUUUCAUCACAGCUCUGGUGCUGGCUGUGUUUGUGAAGAACCACAGGACUCCCAUAGUCAAAGCCAACAACCAGAAGCUCACCUACACUCUGCUCACCUCCCUCCUGCUCUGCUUCCUUUGUGCUUUGCUAUUCAUUGGCGAACCUCAGAAGCUCACCUGCUUCCUCCGACAAACUGCGUUUGCCAUCAUCUUCUCAGUGGCUGUUUCUUCUGUGCUGGCAAAAACCCUCUUGGUUGUUCUGGCUUUCAUGGCCAUUCAGCCAGGAUCCAGGAUGAGGAAGUGGUUGGGAAGGCAGAGGCCCAGUAUCAUUGUUCUUUCCUGCUCUCUCAUUCAAGCAGGUAUCUGCACUGUGUGGCUGGGAACAUCACCCGCAUUCCCAGACAUCGAUCUGUUCUCCAUGGCUGAAGAAAUCAUACUGCAAUGUAAUGAAGGCUCAGUGAUGAUGUUUUACUGUGCCUUGGGUUACAUGGGCCUUCUUGCGACCCUCAGUUUCACUGUGGCCUUCCUGUCCAGGAAGCUGCCUGGCAGCUUCAACGAAGCCAAGUUCAUCACCUUCAGCAUGCUGGUCUUUUGCAGUGUUUGGCUCUCUUUUGUUCCUUCUUACCUCAGCACCAAGGGGAAAUCCAUGGUGGCUGUGGAGAUCUUCUCCAUCUUAGCUUCCAGCGCAGGAUUGCUGUGUUGCAUCUUUUUCCCCAAAUGCUACAUUAUUGUGCUGAGACCUGAGCUGAACAACAGAGAACAGCUAAUAAAAAGAAAAUAUUGA